CAUUUGGCAUUCUAACAGCACCCUAACAGUCUUUUAGGAACCGAAAGGCAUAGGUUGCCUUUCUUUUUCUCUUUGGUGAUGGGAACCAAAAGAAAAGCAUCCAAUGCCUUAUAAUGCUGCUCCUUUUUUAUUCCCUUUCUUUCUCAGUUUUUCAGGAACCGAAAGGCAUAGGCUGCCCUUCUAUCUCUAUUUGCUGAUUAAUUGGCUUGAGUCAAAAUAAUUCAUCAUCUGACACUGUCACCCCACACUGAACCGUGUGGUCCCUACUACCACUACUACUAGUAUAAGUACUCGACUGUCCAUCCCUCUCCCAUUAUUUCCUUUCCUCCUCUCUCAAUUUCCUUUCUUCCUACAAUUUUUCUGCAAAAAAAUUCAGUUUUGCUUCUUUCCUUGUCCUUUGUCACUUCUCUUUGUCUCUAAAAUACUUUGGAACGAGUAUUGAAAAGUGGAUGAAGAAAUACGAGAGGUAUGUGUCUUUAGCAGCUCUGAAAACACAAGGAGAUAUGAAUAUAUUUUCUCAUAAGAAAGUUGAGACUGACUCAUUCAUGAAUUAUCUUUUCUCGUAAGAAAGUUGGGAACUUACUCAAAAUAUUGCAUUCCAUGACUUUGGUGAGAAGAGAAAAAGUAACACGUCCCAAAUGAAGCUUCCCGAAAAUUCUCAUAGUCAGUCUUCCACUUUUCGUAUGGAAAAUACUUGUCGAGUUCCCUUUUGCUUUUCCUCUUGAAUGAGUGUUGGAAAGUGGAUAGCUCUUGCAUGGAGAUUUCCUUGUUGCUUCAAGGAGAUUUACAACAGUGUAGCUCAAAUUUAUCCCCACCUCACAUUGUAUUUUAAUUUUAUGGCAUGAUAAUAGGUUCAUUACACGGUUAUUUUAGCGUUCCUGUUUUUAUGUAAUUCAUUGUGCUUUCCCACAUAUAACCUUUUCUGUUGGCAUUUUAUUGGUUUUCUUACUUGGCUUGUGUCACGGUUUUGAUCAGAAAUGUUGGCUGAUGGAGCUGCACAAUGUUUGAUCGCUGAUGUUCUCACUAAAUGGAACCGGAUCCCCAAAAUCUGAGCAUCAUGGACUACAAAUCAGGACCGUUGAAAUUUGAUUAAACAACUACAAUUAUUAUAACUUUCAGAGGGAUCCCUGUUUAUAGCCGUUUGAUCAAAUUUCAACGGCCUAUGAUUGUUGCUCAAGAUACUCAGUUUUUGGGAUUCGGAGAGGACAUGGUUCCUCACUAAAUUAGUAUUUAUUCAUCCUUUUAAUCUAAGUUUAUCUUUAUACUAAUGUGAUGAACAUUCAAAUCAGUCAAAACUGAAACCAAUAUGAUGCCAUGGACUUGUAGUUUAAUUUGAUUAAAUUGGUUGAGCUCAUGUUUUUUGGUAGUAAGCAUGGACCAAAGCAAUCAUACAAAGAUCGUUUAACAGUUGGUUAGUGUGACCAAAACUCGAAACUUGAAAGUGAAAUUAAUCAAAACUAUUUCCUCUCUUGACACAGCAUGUAUACAAAAGAGAGUGAGUAUUACGAAUUGUUUAACAAUUUCUAAUUUAUAGCUUCUCUGUAUUUUUUGGACCAUUACCAAUAGUUUGAAAUUUUCACGGUACUAGGGGGUAUGAGUUACUCCAGAUGUUUUAGCCCUUAAAUAAUUUACCAUAACUUCACUCUAGAAUUUCGGUUCUUUUACUCCUACUUAGGUAAAACAAUCAUACUAACUUUUCUUUGUCAGAGAAAUAAUUCACUAUCUGACACUAUCACCGACACUAAAUUGUGUGGUUCUCACCGCCACCACUACCAGUAGAAGUACUCGGCUAUCCAUCUCUCUCCCAUUUAUUUCCUUUCCUACCUCUCACAAUUUCCUCUCUUGCUACACUUUGCUGCGAGAAUUUUCAGUGUGAUUUUUCCAGUUCUUUCCUUGCCAUUUGUCACUUUUCUCUGCCUGUAACCAUUUUCUGGUAACUGAAUAUGAUUCAACGGCUUAAACUGAGUUAUUGAAGACUGUAAGAUCAAAUCGGAUUGUCAAUUAUGUGUUGGCACUGAGUCAAACAUUUUACAGCAUUACUGUUUGAAGUAUCCAAUCUACAGCAACUGUUUUUUCCGAUGGCAUUGACUUUGAGCACCCAAAGAGCCUCUGCAUCUUUUAUUUCAAAUGAAUCAUCUCCUAGAUGGAAGUAUGAUGUGUUUUUGAGUUUCAGGGGUGUCGACACCCGCAAGGGUUUUGUAUCCCAUUUAUACCAUGAAUUGUGGGAGUGCCAAGGAAUUACAACUUUCUUUGACGAUCGAGAGCUUGAAGGAGGAACAAGUAUUCCCGUUGAGCUCCCACGUGCGAUCAAAGAAUCGCAUAUUGCAAUCGUUGUUCUCUCACCAAACUAUGCUUCUUCCAAAUGGUGUUUGGAUGAACUCACAACCAUUCUUCAAUGCAUGGAAGGCAGGGAAUCAGUUCUGCCGGUCUUUUAUGAGACUGAUCCAUCUGAUGUUGGAAAUCAGCGUGGAUGUUUUGCCAAAGCCUUUACGGAGCAUGAAGAAAAGUUCAACCCUACCGAAGACAAAAAGAAGUUGACCCAGUGGAGAGCUGAUUUGAAAAAAGUAUCCAAAUUUUCUGGGUGGCACUUGAAGAAUUUUAAAUCUGAAAGAGAGCUGAUUAAUGACAUCGUCAAAUGCGUGCAGAGGAAAGUGCAAGCUACAUUCACGCUAUUAGAUUCCUCACGGAAGUUAGUCGGAACUGAUUCUGCACUCGAGCAACUAAGUCUGCUAUUAGCUCAUGAUGCCAAUGAUGUUCACUUUAUUGGGAUAACGGGGAUGGGUGGCAUAGGCAAGACAACCCUUGCUAAGCUAGUUUACAAUAAAAUUUGCCAUCAUUUUGGAGUUCAUUGUUUUCUUGCCAAUGUCAGAGAGGUUUGUGCAAAAAAUGGUAUAGUUGAUCUUGCAAAAAAACUUCUUUUCCCGUUCUUGAGGGAAAGGAUUGAAGAAAUUUGGGAUGAAGAGCGCGUAAGCAUUCUCACUGAGAAGUUCUUACAUAAUAAAAAGGUUCUUCUCGUACUUGAUGACGUGGAUGAAUUAAGGCAACUCGAAGUAUUGGCUGGAAAUCAAGGUUGGUUUGGUAUGGGGAGUAGAAUUAUCGUGACAACUAGGAAUCAGCGUUUGCUAGUCCAACAUGGUAUAGAAACAUCAUAUAAGGUGCAGGGGUUGAAUGAUGCCGAAGCACUUGAGCUCUUUAGCCUGCAUGCCUUUAAAAAAGACCAACCUGAGGAAGAUUUUUUGGAAUUGUCCAAGUAUUUCAUUAAUCAUGCUAGAGGCCUUCCAUUAGCUCUUAAAAUUUUCGGGGCGACAUUGUUUAAGAGAGGGCUAGCUGCUUGGAAUAGUGAACGGGAUAGUCUGUCAAAAAUUCUUAAUCCAACAAUUUUUGAUAAACUUAAAAUAAGUUAUGAUGGACUAGAAGAGCGGGAGAAGAGCAUUUUCCUCGAUGUUGCAUGUCUCCACAAAGGGAAGCACAUGGAGCAAGUAAUUGAAAUGCUACAUAAUUCUAAUCCUUUUGGAAUGUCCAGUCGUAUUGUGAUAGAUGGAUUAAUUGAGAGAUCUCUCCUCUAUCAAGAUCAUCACAAUUGCAUAUGGAUGCAUGAUUUGAUACAAGAAAUGGCAUGGAAAAUUAUUGGUGACGAGUCUAAAGAGCCUGGUCUACGCAGUAGGUUGUGGUUAUACGAGGACAUUAUUCGUGUAUUCACGACUAAUACGGGAACAGGAGCAAUUGAAGUAAUAUCCUUAUGCUUGCCCAAAGUAGAGGAGGUACGCCAGUGGAAUUGCGAAGCCUUGUCUAAGAUGACAGGACUGAGGUUUUUGGAAUUCGAUAAUUUGAUCUUUUCUUCAGGUCCUGAAUUUCUUCCAUGUUCCUUGAGAAUUAUAAAUUGGAGUUUCUAUCCAUCCAAGUUUCUUCCAACCAACUUUCAUCCACACUUGCUUACUGAACUCAACAUGAGUAAUAGCAAUCUUGUUCGGCUAUGGAAGGGAAAAAUGGACUUGCCCAAUUUGAAAUAUAUCAGUCUUAGGAGCUCCAAUAAGUUGAAGAGUACCCCAGAUUUCAGUGGUCUUCCAAAUCUUGAGACGUUGGAUCUUUUGGAAUGUAAGAAUUUAGUUGAGAUCCGCCCGACUAUUGUAAUUCUUAAAAGACUUAAAGUUUUAGACCUUAGUUGGUGUGAAAGCAUUAAGAGCCUCCCAGAUGAGGUUGAAAUGGAUUCUCUUGAGAAAAUACCUUCAUCAAAAGGACAUCUGGUUGGCCUUGAGCAUUUGUAUCUACGUAAUUGCAAAAAUCUCUUGAACCUUCCAAGGGCUAUUUGUAAUUUGAAGUCUCUCAUAUAUCUUGAUGUGCGUGGAUGCUUAAAGAUACACAAACUUCCCGGAGACAUGGAUCACUUAAGGGUACUUGAAUUGGGAACCACUAUGAAAGAGCCGCUUGUGGGUAUGAAAAAUCUCGAGUAUCUAGCAUUUGAGGGAUCGGAUGCUAAAGCAAGGGAGGGGUGGGGCCUUCUCCGCUUAUUAGGACUUGGGAAGAGUCGUCCUGAUCCUUCUUGUUGGGGUUUGGUGUUGUCUUCUCUAAAUCGUUUGUGCUCUUUGAGAGAGUUACGUCUAGAAGAUUGUGAAAUCUGUGAAGGAGAUAUCCCCGAUGAUAUUGGCUACUUGUCCGUUUUGGAAAGUUUGGAACUUAGUGGAAAUAAUUUCAUCAGUCUACCUGAAAGCAUUAGACGCCUUUCUAAGCUCGAGCGUCUUAACCUAGACAGGUGCAAAAGCCUUCAAGAAUUGCUACCUCUUCCAUCAAAUAGCGAAUUAUAUGUAUCUCUAGAUGAUUGUACUUCCUUAAAAAGGUUGACAGAUGCAUCCAAGUUGAGCAGCAGAUUCACCAAUUUGUAUGAUUUUUGGUUCACUUGCAAGAAUUGCAUUGCAUUGGUUCAAGAUGAAGGUUGGAUUAAUACAAUAUUCUCAAGGAUUCUAAAAUUUGCCACUGAGGUACUUCGUCCAUAUUCCAGAAGAAAGGCCCCAAAUGUUGUAUGGCCUGGAAGUGAAAUUCCAGAGUGGUUCAGUAAUCAAAGCGUGGGAAAUUCAGUAAAUGUGGAGCUUCCACCACCAUCGUGUACCAACUGGCUGGGGAUUGCCUUUUGUCUUGUUUUUCAAGAUCAUAAACAAAACUUGGCCAAUCCAACUGCCCCUCGUCGUUUCACCAUUCAAUUUUCAGAGAAUUACUUAGAUUCUCUUUUGGCUAUAACUACUAAAGUAGGGUCUUUUGUGUCAGAACACCUUUUGGUAUUUUAUUUCCCUCGUGAACAAUGUCAUCGGGAACAAUUUUUAUUUGAAACAUACUUUGUUGAUAUUGAGAACAAUGUAAAAGCAGACUUCAAUAGUGUGAAGAAGUGUGGGGCUCGUUUGGUGUACAAACAAGAUUUGGAAGAACUCAACCAUACACUGAAGAUCUUGAAACGAACACAUGAAUAUCGUGAUGAGGCAGCUUCAAGUGAACAUGAAAGUGCUAGCUUCAACGACACAGAACAAAUCCGCAAAAGGCAUUGUUACUAGUCACUGUCUUGUAACAAAUGUAAGUCAUCAUCAAUUCAUACCAUCAGCUUUAUUGUCUUCAAAAAUAUUUCCUGCUUCGCCAUUUUUUAGUCAAUGGACUCAAUCUCAUCAGCUAUAUAUUAAGAUGACUAUAUUUAUUGAAAGGCAAGGGAAUACGAAUGUUGAUGUAUAAA
Messenger RNA from Malus domestica (apple), 5713 nucleotides. Lineage: Eukaryota; Viridiplantae; Streptophyta; Magnoliopsida; Rosales; Rosaceae. The record is from RefSeq and is a predicted model, not a curated record.